This is a messenger RNA of Medioppia subpectinata, 1245 nucleotides long. The record is from the annotation of a GenBank genome assembly. NCBI's taxonomy places the organism in Eukaryota, Metazoa, Arthropoda, Arachnida, Sarcoptiformes, Oppiidae.
AUGUUUAGGGAUUGGUUGAUGGAUAUAGUGGUCAAGGGCUGUCAGAUCAGAUUACUGUCCUAUUGGUCGCCACCCAGGCGCAACACCAGUCCAUAUCGGGGCACAGCCUAUGGGGACAUCUCUAUGGGUGGGAUAACCAGCGGUGGGUCCGCGUUGUGGUCAGGUAUAGCGGGCACAUCCUAUGGGGACAUCUCAAUGGGUGGGUUUGACUGUGUGGGUGAUGAUGAUCGGGACACUUCAUCAGCUGAUGUUUAUAUUGAAUUGAUCCGUGACGUGAGUCCAGUGCCGUCGGCGGCGACAAGUCCUCAAUGGCGCGGCUCUUAUACUCAGAGCUCGUACUGGUAUUCGGAUUACGCGGCGCCCAAACCGCCGCAACCGCCCACCAAGAAGUCAUUCCUACCGACCCCUCAACACUGUCCCGAUACGGGCCGUACGGUCUGCGCCGAUGUUAAGCCCUUCUAUCCCUCUGAUGAUGUCUUUGAUGUGAUCCGAGCGGCGAAAGCCAAACGUUUCAACAUAUCGUCUGAGUUCGUGGACGAGAGUCUUAACGAUGAAGAGCCGCACUUUUACGACCAACAGCCGCCUCCACCGCCGCCCCAACCUUACAAUAAUCCCAAACACGAGGGAUAUGUCGUGUAUCAGACGGCCGUCCACUACGACAACAACCAUCACAACACAUAUAAGCCAAACAAUUACGAUAACAGACAACUAAACUAUAAUAAUAACUAUAAUAACCAGUACUCGCCGUACGGAUCGUCAGACCAUUCGCAGCAAAACUACGGCUAUAAUAACGAUAACAGUUAUAAUCCACACAAAGAUCAGUAUCGACCGACUUAUGGCAAACACAAACCCUAUGCCUCCCAUCAGUCGCCCCCAUCGGACAGGUAUCCCAACGAUUACCACAACAACUAUUACCCGCCAUCACAUCAACAGUCAUCCAAUGGCUAUCAACAGCCGUACGAGAAUGAGAUGAUAUCACAGCGACAUCAAAGUCGAUACAAGCGUCAAACGCCGGGCGCCGGCGCCGAAGUGGUGGACCCGGUCUGUCCGUCGCGUAUGAUUUUAGUGGAGCCCAAAGCGGCGCUCAACGAUCGGUCCCAAUGGAAGUUUGUCAUCAAUUUGGCCGAUCGGGACCCGAGGCUUAAACAGGCCAUCAAAGUGGAGCCCCCGGAGGAGCGGCGAACUCCCGGCUCGCCAAGCCUCUUCGGUCAUAGCGUCCUGAGUAACGGUCUGUCCACUUGUUGA